AUUGCUCGGGUUGAAUGUUUGUGCAUACCACUACUCUUUGAAGUUGUUUUUGUUAUUGCUGUUGUUAUUGCCGUUGUGAUAUCUACAUUCCGCUUAAAUUCUGCAGAAAUCGGCAUAAAUGACUAAUGUGCAGUCGAUAUAUUAAAAUUUAAAUAAAUAAUAAAUUACAGCAAUUUAAAGCAACACCAACGGCUGAAUUAAAAUUAUCGUCAUCGCCAAUAACCGUUCGUUCUACGCGACUGUGAAUAAGUGACUGCGAUUGCAUCGGUGUGUGCUAUCAAAAAAAAAAUAAUAAAAAAUACUGUGCCCGCCCACACCCACCGUCUCGCAAUAGUAAAAAGCAAACAGAAGAUAUAACUCAGGAAAGCAAACAAGAAAUGUAUUUUAUUUAGAAAGAAAUAUAGUUUUCUUUCCUUGUGUCGGUUUCGGUAUUAGUCUUAAGCAGAAAAAAAAACAAACUGGUGUCGUCACUCGUCGCUAGUGUUAACUAAAAAUAGCCACUCUAAAAGAAAACCACAAAUUUUGCAGUGGAACUAACCCUUGAAUAUCGUACUAGAGUACACCCAGUAUUCUACAUUCCCCGUGUUGUAGCAGUUUAGCAAUAAUAAUUGAAAAGCUAGCUGAAGAUACAAAACCCACUUAUCCAUGGAGCGCGGCAGCAGCUACCCUAAUGCCGCGGAUACAAGCGCAGCUGCAGUGCCAGAGGAAACAACGCUGUCGAUUGUGCAGCAGCGCUUCAAGGCAGACGAAACAGUUCACCUGAUUUUCGAAGCUUAUCAAAUCAAGGGCCGGGAACAUUUUGAGGGUCUGCUAACGCUCGUUUCCUCUUCAUCUGGCGGAACAUACGCGAUCAUCUCAUUUUCUCUGCUGCGCACACCAUUGACAGGAAGCAAUGACCUAAAAAUAAACAAAGUUUUUCCAAUAAACACAUCCUUUAAAUUGACAACGGAUAACAAGGGUUCCAAAACGGAGCAACAGUUUGAACUGUGCACGGAUGAUGAUAGACCAAGCCAGUACUGCUAUCACCCAAUUCGAACAGAGCUAGGCUCAGAUGAGUUCAAUGAGUUCUGCGCAGAAAUCGAUUCCUGCAAGAGGACCAUGUGGGACGGGGGAUCGCCAUCGGAGGCGGUGCUCAAUUUUCGCUGGCUCGACGAUUAUCGCGAGAUUGGCGAAGUGAAACAGGAGCUAAAGAAGCGCGAGAGCGAAUACAUUGUCUACAAGGAUAUUGUCAUCUACUGUGCCACCUGGAACGUAAAUAACAGACCUUGCUGGGAUAACAAAAAUACGCUACGUCCAUGGCUAGCAUGUGGAGAAAAGGCACCGGAUAUCUAUGCUAUUGGGCUGCAGGAGCUGGAAACCACGGCCAAGGCCAUGCUCAACGGCAAUCAGAUGCAAAUGUAUGCCACGCAGUGGGUGCGGAAAAUAUUGGAGAACUUGCAUAAUGGUGUGGAGUAUGAGGAGUUGCAAUCGGUGCGAUUAUAUGGCAUUAUGUUAAUAAUAAUUGUUCGUAAACAAUUACGUCAACAUAUCGUGCGAUGCCGAGUAAACUCUGUGGCACGUGGCGUAUUCAAAACGUUGGGCAAUAAGGGAGGCGUGGCUGUCAGCUUUCAGCUCAACGAGGCAAACAUCUGCUUUGUGAACUCGCAUCUGGCCGCGCACAUGGGCAACGUGGCGGAGCGAAAUGAUGACUAUAAAGCCAUUGACAUGUCCAUGCGAUUUGAGGAGAAUGGACUGCAGCUCCGCACUAUCAACGAUCACGAUCACAUUUUCUGGCUGGGUGAUCUCAAUUAUCGCAUACAGGAGCCGAUUGGACAGCAACGCCCGGGGCCAAUGAGUGAUGCGCAAACGUUUGAGCUGAUGCUGCAGUUCGAUCAGCUGCGCAUGGAGAUGAGUUAUGAUAGAUGCUUUAAGGGAUAUACGGAGGGUGAGAUAAAGUUUGCACCAACUUAUAAAUACGACGUGGGCACCGAUACCUAUGACACGGGCGAAAAACAACGAGCGCCGGCGUAUUGCGAUCGCGUUUUAUGGAAGGGCAAACGUAUCGAGCAGUUGGAAUACAAUGGCGUCAUGGAGAUACGGGAAAGCGAUCAUAAGCCGGUCUAUGCCAUAUUUCGUGUAAAGAUUAAAACACGCGAUGAUUACAAGUACAAGAUGGUCUUGAGCGAGGUGCUCAAGGCGGUGGACAAGCGUGAGAACGACAGCCAGCCCCAAAUAAUCACAGACCGACCGAUCAUCGAGUUUGGUUUGGUGCGGUUCAACGAGCCGGUCAUACGGGACUUUAAUGUGUACAACGAUUGUUCGCAACAGGUGGACUUUAAGUUCAAGGUUAAGGACUUACCCAAUGAUAUCUGCGAGAAGUGGCUUCAUGUGGAUCCGCGCUCGGACAGUUUAAUGAUUGACUCCGCACGGAGUAUACGUGUCCGCAUGUUGGCCGAUGCGAAUUCUGUAACGGGUCUGCUUAAGAAGAUAUGCAGUACUUCUGACAGGUGCGAUUUCGAUAUACUUAUACUCCAUGUCCGCUCCGGACGAGAUAUCUUCAUAACCGUAACGGGUGAAUAUCAGCCCAGCUGCUUUGGCCUAUCAAUGGAGACAAUGUGUCGCACUGAACGACCGAUCGGCGAAUACACACUGACCGAAAUCAAAGAACUGAUGCUGGAUGUGACGCCCAUGUAUCGUGUUCCAAUGCCUCGCGAAUAUUUCCUGCUAAUCGAUUAUCUGCACAAGCAAAGCGGCCAGCUCAAGGGCAUCUUUCAGAGCUACGAUCGCUGCCAGCCGCUCAGCAGUCAAUUCAAUGCCGUGCGAGAUUGGCUUGACACCUGGUCAGAUGAUAAAUUUCCGGGCACUCCACAAACAGCGGCCGAGGCGCUGUUGCUGUUGCUCGAUCUACCGGAACAGGCGCUACUGGAGCCGUUUGUGGAUGAUCUCUUGGCCACCCGUAGUAAAGCGGACGCCGAGAGGUACAUAGAUCUGUUAAGCGAGCCCAAACGAAAUGUCUUUAAGCAUUUGUGCCUCUUCCUAUGCGAGGGUAUUGAACGCGGCGACUACGACGCAAACAAUAUCGCUACGAUCUUUGGUCGUGUUCUGUUGCGCAGCAGCAAAUGCAAUGUGACAAUUGAUUAUCAUAGCCGCUGCAGCGAGUUCAUGCAACGCUUUAUACGCAUCGAGAAUCCCGAUACAGUGGUUGGUGGCAAUGGACUUAGCAGUGCCAGUUUGCAAACCUAAUUGACGACUCCAUUUGAACUCGUAUAUAUAUCUAUAUAUACAAACGCAUCCAUGUAUUAGCUAUGGAGAUAUGGA
This is a messenger RNA of Drosophila hydei, 3297 nucleotides long. RefSeq names its product type II inositol 1,4,5-trisphosphate 5-phosphatase (gene Ocrl). Gene Ontology annotation, biological process: signal transduction; phosphatidylinositol dephosphorylation. NCBI's taxonomy places the organism in Eukaryota, Metazoa, Arthropoda, Insecta, Diptera, Drosophilidae. The coding region runs from base 646 to 3222 and encodes 858 amino acids. Gene Ontology annotation, molecular function: phosphatidylinositol-4,5-bisphosphate 5-phosphatase activity. The transcript is spliced from 9 exons. The record is from RefSeq and is a predicted model, not a curated record. Gene Ontology annotation, cellular component: membrane.